Molecule: messenger RNA, 1081 nt
Organism: Manis javanica (Malayan pangolin)
Lineage: Eukaryota; Metazoa; Chordata; Mammalia; Pholidota; Manidae
Source: RefSeq, a predicted model, not a curated record
AGUCAAUCCGAAUAAAACGCACUGCGUUUAAAAUCAAUUUACAACUUCAGAGUAAGUUGAAGGGAGCGAAGCAAACUGCACAGCCCCCAAGUCACUUGGAUUUAAGUACGAUCAGCGCUAAGAAACAGUUGUUAUUGUAAGAUGCGAGAAAAGCACAGGCGGCAGGUGACAUUUGGAAAGGGGAGCAGAACUACCAGCAAGGUAUGUAGGCUGAGGACCUCGGGGCAACAGGUCCCGAGCCCGAACCUCAGCCCCCGGAAGGGUCGGUCGCUGCCGCCCGCUCGCCGCCGCCCCGCCCGCGCCGCCUCGCCCCCGCUUCGGCCCGCGAGCAGCAGCCGCCGCCCCCGCGCCUGCGGCAAAACCUCGCAAGCGCUCGCUCCCCGCGGCCUCUCGACCCGCAGGCCCUCCGACUCUCGGCGCCGAGGCCGCCCGGGCCGCUGCUUGCUCCCCGGGCCCGUCGCCCGGGCCCGCUCACCUGCACCUGUCUGCGGGAGCGGCGCGGCCCGGGCACCGCCGGCGGCCAGGAGCAGCAGCAGCGCGGGCGGCCCCAGCAUCUCGCCUCCGCCGCGGCCCCAGGACAAGUUCUCGGAUCGCCUCGUCCGUCUGUCCGUCCGUCCGCUGCCUCAGCGACACCCGCGCCGGCUGCUCCCAAGCACACGUCGCUUCAGCCAAACCGCAGCCCGGAUCCUGGUCCGCACCCGCUGCUCCGGCCACAGAAACACCAUCCUUCCCGCCCGCCGCCUGCCUGCACCGCCUGCGCCACCGCCGCCGCUUCUCAACAGCAGCAACGGCAGCAACCCUGCGGAGCCGCGCGCCGGGGAAGACGAGCUCCCGCCGCCAUGAUGGGCUGCGUCAUGUGACGUAUGGUGGGGGCGGGACCCCGCGAUACACAGAGCAGCCAGCCAAUCGCCAGUCCCGCUCUGGCCCGGGAGGCCCCACCCAUCACCCUGACGGUGCAGGGUGGCCGCAGGGUGCGCCCCCUACAGACGGAGAAGAGCGUGGGCAGCAAGUAACGCUGACAAUUAUUUUAGAUUUAAAAAUACCGGCAAGUAUAAAGAAAACAAUAAAAGCAUUCGGCAUC